Brassica rapa (field mustard) is the source of this 1550-nucleotide messenger RNA. RefSeq names its product serine/arginine-rich splicing factor SR34A. Gene Ontology annotation, cellular component: cytoplasm; nucleus. Lineage: Eukaryota; Viridiplantae; Streptophyta; Magnoliopsida; Brassicales; Brassicaceae. The record is from RefSeq and is a predicted model, not a curated record. Gene Ontology annotation, molecular function: mRNA binding.
GUUGUGGGUGCUCUAAAGUUCUCCUCCGCCUCUGCUGCUUAGUCCUACUGAUGGCAAGCGCUUGGAACAUGAGCAUUGCAAUGGUUCAUAGGGAUUUAGAGAGGGAAUGGGAGAUCAAUGUUGGACUUGUUUCAUAUUCUGUUUUUUUUUUUUUUCAAAAAAAAUCAUUAUUUUGGAUAUUCUUGCUCCAAAAAAUAUUGGGAAGAUCUAGAAAAAAUAUAGAUUUUCUUAUAGUAGCUUGUGGAGCACAUUGGAGCAAAUAAGCAUGUUUGGAGCUUGUGGAGCACUGCUCUCACCAAGGAUUGCUCUCACUUGGUUUGCUUCAUACAUAUUUUGGGGAUGGAAAGCUGGUCUGAGUGGAGAUUCUUUGUCAAUAGCAGUGAACUUUAGUCCUUUAUUUAUUUGUCUUCUUUUAUUCGUAUCUGCAGUUACACCUCUCUACUUUUUUUUAACAACCUUUGUGAACAAUGAGUGGUCGUUUUUCUCGGUCCAUCUAUGUCGGUAACUUGCCCGGCGACAUUAGGGAGUCUGAGAUUGAAGAUCUCUUUUACAAGUAUGGCCGCAUAGUUGAUAUUGAAUUGAAGGUUCCACCUCGCCCUCCAUGCUAUUGCUUUGUUGAGUUUGAGCAUGCUCGGGAUGCGGAAGACGCCGUCGAUGGCCGUGAUGGCUACAACUUUGACGGGUGUCGCUUGAGGGUUGAGCUUGCCCAUGGUGGUCGAGGGCAGUCUUCAGGUGAUCGUCGUGGUGGAUACCGUGGUGGGGGUGGCUAUGGUGGUGGAGGUGGAUCUGCCCGCUUUGGCGUCUCACGACACUCUGAGUUCCGAGUUAUUGUGCGUGGGCUUCCAUCAUCUGCUUCAUGGCAAGAUUUGAAGCCGUCAUUUCAGGAUCAUAUGCGGAAAGCUGGUGAUGUGUGCUUUGCUGAGGUCACUCGUGACAGUGAUGGAACGUAUGGUCUUGUUGAUUACACCAAUUAUGAUGACAUGAAGUAUGCUAUAAGGAAACUUGAUGAUACAGAGUUCAGAAACCCCUGGGCCAGAGGCUAUAUCAGGGUUAAGAAAUACGAAAGCUCCCAGUCGAGAAGCCCAAGCAGAAGCAGGAGUCGAAGCCGUAGCCGAGGCCGUGGUCGCAGCCCUAGCCGCAGCAUUAGCAGAAGCAGGAGCCCAAGGAAGGAUCUUAGCAAAUCACCAAGACGUUCCCUUUCCAGAUCGAUAUCAAAAUCUAGAUCUCCAUCUCCCGACAGGAAGAAGAGUCCUCCUAGGGCAAUGUCGAAAUCGAGGUCCAGGUCCAGGUCCAGGUCCAGGUCUCUUUCAAAAUCUCCUGCCAAGGUUCGGGAAGGCAGUGGAUGAUUGCUAAAGUUGUCAAGCCAAAGAUGGAACGAGAUAGACUUGGAGUUUUAUAUAAAGCUCAAAGUUGUAGUUGGUUUCUCUGUUGAAUACUUUUUUUUAUUUAUAUGUGCCUACUUUGUGUUUACAACAUGUUAUUUUAGCGGUUCUUUGAAAUAUUUGUGAAACGAUAUUUUCAUCACUUAAUUUUCAUUCUACUUCUGAAUG